Molecule: messenger RNA, 5026 nt
Organism: Mauremys reevesii (Reeves's turtle)
Lineage: Eukaryota; Metazoa; Chordata; Testudines; Geoemydidae
Gene: FRS2
Product: fibroblast growth factor receptor substrate 2
Exons: 7
Coding region: 359-1885 (508 amino acids)
Biological process (GO): cell surface receptor protein tyrosine kinase signaling pathway
Cellular component (GO): cytoplasm; cell-cell junction
Source: RefSeq, a predicted model, not a curated record
CACACCCCCUCCCUCGCCCCGGAAGAAGUUGUGGGGCUUGCCCCGGAAGUUGUCCCGGGCAGAGUCCGGCCCAGAGCGAGGCCCCGCUGUUGCCGCUAUCGAGAGUUGCAGUUGUUCCCGGGGCUGUGGAAGGACAGAGCGCUGCGGUCUCCCCGCCCCCGGAGGCUCGGUUCGGCCCGGUCCAGUCCCGCCCCUGCCGGUUUCGCGGCCAGUCCUGGGUUCAUGGAGAACCUCAAGUGGUUGCUAAUGUGAGACAACAACAUGCCAUUUUGAAGUAUGACAGAAGUCCUGAUGCUGCAGCAGAGGCUAGGAAUAUUAAUGGCCAAAUCUAGAGAUUACAUGGUCUUCUAAAGAAGCCAUGGGUAGCUGCUGUAGCUGUCCAGAUAAAGAGACUGUCCCAGACAACCAUCGAAACAAGUUUAAGGUCAUUAAUGUAGAUGAUGAUGGUAAUGAACUGGGUUCUGGCGUAAUGGAACUUACAGAUACAGAGCUAAUUUUAUACACCCGUAAACGGGAUUCCGUAAAAUGGCACUACCUCUGUCUCCGACGCUACGGCUAUGAUUCAAAUCUCUUUUCUUUUGAAAGUGGUCGACGAUGUCAAACUGGACAAGGAAUCUUUGCCUUUAAGUGUGCUCGUGCAGAAGAACUAUUUAAUAUGCUACAAGAGAUCAUGCAGAACAAUAGCAUAAAUGUGGUAGAAGAACCAGUAGUAGAAAGGAAUCAUCAUCAAACCGAGUUGGAAGUUCCAAGAACCCCUCGAACACCCACCACUCCUGGGUUCAGUGCACAAAGUUUACCUAAUGGGUAUCCGAGAUAUCCCUCCUUUGGAGAUGCUUCAUCACAUCCUUCCAGCAGACAUCCCUCUGUAGGAAGUGCACGGCUUCCUUCAGUAGGUGAAGAGUCAACACAUCCAUUGCUUGUAGCAGAGGAACAAGUGCACACCUAUGUCAACACUACUGGUGUACAAGAGGAAAAAAAAAAUAGAUCAAGUGUGCAUGUACCGCUGGAAUUAAGGCUUUCUACUGCUGAAACAAGCAAAACAACAGAAGAUCAAAAUUGCACUGAUGACCGAGAUGCUCAGGUUCUUCUGGAGCCUGAAGGAGUCAAAUUUGUUUUAGGACCAACACCUGUUCAAAGACAAUUAAUGGAAAGAGAGCAACUGGAGCAACUUGGGAGAGACCAAGUUAGUGGCAGCAGUACAAACACCUCUGAAUGGGACACUGGGUACGACAGUGAUGAACGUAAAGAAACACCUUCUGGUAAUAAACUAGUGUAUGAAAAUCUAAAUAGGUUAUCAAUCCCUAGUGCCUCAGGAGUCAGGAGAGGUCGUCUGACAUCAACAAGUACCUCAGAUACCCAGAAUAUUAACAACUCUGCUCAAAGGAGAACUGCAUUGUUAAACUAUGAAAACUUGCCAUCUUUGCCUCCUGUUUGGGAAGCCCGCAAGCUAAGUAGAGAUGAAGAUGACAAUUUAGGACCAAAGACCCCAUCUCUGAAUGGCUACCACAAUAACCUAGAUCCAAUGCAUAAUUAUGUAAAUACAGAGAAUGUAACUGUGCCAGCAAGUGCUCAUAAAGUAGAAUUUACACGACGUCAGGACUGUACACCAACAGUCUUUAACUUUGAUAUUAGACGUCCAAGUUUAGAACACAGGCAGCUCAAUUAUAUACAGGUUGACUUGGAAGGUGGCAGUGACUCCGACAACCCUCAAACUCCAAAAACUCCUACCACUCCACUUCCACAAACUCCAACCAGGCGCACAGAGCUGUAUGCUGUGAUAGACAUUGAAAGAACUGCUGCUAUGUCAAGUUUGCAGAAAGCACUGCCACGAGAUGAUGGUACGUCUAGAAAAACUAGACAUAACAGUACUGACCUGCCUAUGUGAGCCCAGGAAACGUUAAAUCAUUUGCACCUUUUGUGAAGUUUAUAAAAUUGAAGAUGCAAAUCCUUCAUUUGCAUUUUUUAACACUAAUGCCUUUUAUAGAGUAAUAGACUUUUUUCUGAAUACUUCAUGUGCUUGUCUAACAAAAGGGAAAUAAUGUAGAGCAGGUACUCAUUAAAUGACACCAUUUUAUUCUACAGUAAUAGUAAUUGCUGUGUAGAAGCAUUGCCACUUUUCACAGUGCCUCUUUACUUGGUUAGAGUUGGAGUGACUGCCAGUUCUGAAGUUAUCAAUAUUCUGGCCAUGUGCCUAUAGUUAUUAAUGGCGUUUAUAACAUUUUAUAAAGCCUCUUGAUGUGCAUUACUAGCUGAUAGCCCUAAUCUUGCAAGGUUGAUAUUUGUACCUUCACUCUCUUCAUUCAUGUGGCCUCCUCCAAUAUGAGAGGUGUGAGUAAUUCAUUAUUCAAUCAGUUUGACUUACAUGAUAUAGUUUGGCUCAUGUGAAGGGAUAUAAACACCACGCUUCCUCGUAUAUAUGUCAGUUCAUUUUUUGAAGUCAUUUGGACAAGCUUCAGAUUCUUGAAGGUUUUUUAAUUUCUGUAGCAUUGAGGGGUUACAUCAAGUUCACUUGGUCAGAGCUGGAGUUGGGUCUGAAAUAAGCCAUAAGUCAUGUCCCCUAGAAAAGAUUUCCAAGUGAUAGUACCUGAACAGUUUUACAGAAUUCUAAUCUGAGUUUUCUGAAGGAAUACACAGGUUGGUUGUAUCUGUGAUUUUAAGGUGUUCUUUAAUUUCACAGUUCUGCUUACCUUUCCAUCUUCAUGUGUGUGAUGCCGUCUUUGAUCUAUUCUGUAAUGUCUGUAGGUUAAGAACAGUCAAGUUUUUGUGCAUAACUUUAAUUAUUGUUUAGGAUUUUUAUGUGUGUUGCUCCUAUUCAGUCUGCACAUUAUCAAAGAAAAAUCUCUUGAAGAUCCAGUGGGAACUUUUUUACUUAAUAGGGUUGCCUUUGUCCAGUGUUUCAUUGUUUUACUUUUUAUGUCUGACAGAAACAUCCCAAAAGUGUUAGUGUCCAGCAGCAUACAGCAUUACACAAGUGGAAAGCUAUAUUAUGUAUUUUUGUCUUCCUCUGAAGCAUCAAAUAUAGGUCACCAUGGGAGGCAAGGUAUUGCAUUUGGUAGUUCAGUGUGACAAAUCUUAAAAAUACAGCGUGGAUCUGUAGAUGUACUUGGAUUUAGAGAGAAUUAGUUACUUACCUUCAAAAAAUUCUCUACAUAUUUUCCCUUUGCAGCUAGUUAACUCCGUUACUCUAAUGGCUUAACUGCUGAUUGAUGUUAUGGUACAUCCAGGUAGAAUGCAUCUGCUGAACAUGCCAGGUAUGCCCUUGACAGUCCCUUGUUCUAUAUUGAAUUGAUAUCAUUACAACAGGUGCAGUGCAGGACCAGAAAGAAAACAGAUUAAGCUUGAGCCUGUGGUUUCAAAGGAACUGACCGUUAUGUGAACUGGUGUAAUGUAUAAUAAUCCUUGAGCUGUGGGCAAGAAAAAUCACAUGCAAGAAACCGGAGUGGGGGGGAGAGAGAGACUCACACAAUGCGUAGGGUCCUCAUGUAAUAUUUAAACUGAGCUUUCGUUUAAAACAUAACACUAUUUCCAGUCCUUUGAAUUGUGUGGAGGGUGUUCCUGUUUUCCUAUUAAAUUUUCCUUUUGUCUUCAGCCAGAUAAAUAGUAGGAAGAGUGAUAGCUGAAAUACAUUUUUCCUAUUCACACCAGUGAGAUAAUGGCAGCCUCAUUUAUAUAGGUCAGGCCUUUUUAUCCUGAAGGAUUUCCAGUGUUCUUUACAAAUUUUAUAAUACUGAAAUGCAUCCAGGCGCACAAUCAGUACACUUCACAGUAGUAAGGGAACAGGCAUCUUAGUUGAGACAAUUGUAAGAAAACUUCACUGAAAACUUUUCCAUAAUCAUUUCACUAUUAGUCUGUGCACUUGUAUACAUUUUUUUGUGAUUUAGGUGCUCGAAAAGUUGAGGGACUAGUAGCAUUCACUAGAAUCAGAGGUAGUGCAACUGCAUGGUGCUAUAAGUGUCCCUUGCUCUGCCCUGACAUUGCACCUCUGUUGUGAUUUGCAACACAUCAUGCAUAUACUAAUCCUGGGUGUCUUGAAGCGUUAUUACCAAUUGUUGCAAACUGUGUGGUGGAUGUGUGAAGGUGGGAUAGGAACUAGAAUCAGACCAACAAACUCUCGCUAAUUUGUAAACUAAGACAAGAUUUCAGCAUACAUUUCAAGCAGUUAAAAGGCUAGAACACUUAACUCACCAGCUAUCUUAUUUAGAGACUUAUAUGGCCCUCAUCACCAUAAUAUCAGUGUGUCUCAGUCAUUAAUGUAUUUUAUCCUCAAACACCCUGUAGAGUAAGGAAGUACUGUCCCCAAUUUAUGGGUGCGGGAACUGAGGUCCAAGUAAACUAUACAUGACUUGCUGAAGGUCACAUAGAAAGUCUGUGGUUGAGCCAGGAAAUCAAUCCAGCUCUCCUGAGUUUUAGUCCAGUGCCCUAUCCACUAGAUCAUCCUUCCUAUCCAACACCUACCAUGGACCAUUUAGAAUAACGUUGCCAACUCUUGCAAUUUUAUGAGUGUUGUAAUAUUUAGUGUUUUUCUUAAAGCCGUAGAUCCUGGAGUCAUGUGAAUACUGCAAAAUCUCACUUUUUUCUCUCCCCUUCCCUCCCUGCCCAAAUAAAGCUAAAUUUCUUGCCCUUGGGGAGAAAAGAUUGAAAAUGUGAUCCCUAAAGGAUCAAAAACCAGAAGGCAUCUAAAAAGAAGCCAAAUCCAAUCUUGUGAUUUUUUUUUUUCCUGAUUCAUGAUUUUUGAAUGCUUGGUGUUGGUAAUACUUUUAAUAUGACAAAUGCAAAAUACAUCAUGCUGCACCUAAAGGGGAGCAUAUCUUUAGCAUACAGAGUGCAUUUUAGCAGUGAUGGUAAGCAUGGUGGUUAAGUUCAGGCUGAUCCCUUCCCCUACAUAUUUUCCAAGAAUGUCGCUAAACAUCUUCCAUUUCUCUAAGCAGGUAAUAAAUAUAUGGAGAUAGAUAUAUCUCUCAGAACUGGAAGGGACCCUGAAAGGUCAUAGAAUCCAGCCCCCUGCCUUCACUAGCAGGGCCAAGUA